Molecule: messenger RNA, 1056 nt
Organism: Schizophyllum commune H4-8
Lineage: Eukaryota; Fungi; Basidiomycota; Agaricomycetes; Agaricales; Schizophyllaceae
Product: glycosyltransferase family 1 protein
Exons: 3
Coding region: 105-755 (216 amino acids)
Biological process (GO): dolichol-linked oligosaccharide biosynthetic process
Molecular function (GO): hexosyltransferase activity
Source: RefSeq, a predicted model, not a curated record
CAGUCUGUAGCCCAUUGUCAAGUAGGAUGGCGCGAUGGAGGUGAUGGAGGGUCUAGCAAGGUGCGAGCUGCUUCCAUUCGAAAUGCGGAGGAUCUGUGAUCAUGAUGACUCGGACGAGGCUCGGAUGGGAAGUCCCUUUGAUCGACGUUCCUGGCAUCCCCCACGGCCGAUCGCGGCGACGUGGACGCGUACGGCUGGGUACAAGCGGCGAGGCUUGCGCGCUCCCCCCACGCACAAUGCUCGCGUUCGUCACCGUCGGAUCGACCAAGUUCGACGCGCUUGUGCAGGCGGUGUGCAAUGAUGCGGUCCUCGACGCGCUUCAAGCGAAGGGGUAUAACCACCUUGUUGUCCAGGCCGGGAACUCUACGUUCGAACACAGCUCAAGGCUGCACGAAGCGGCUAUUAGCGUCCGUACACGCAGUCACGGUAUCGAACAAGAGUACUACAAGUUCAAGCCAUCGCUGCGCGAGGACUACGAGAGAGCAGACCUGGUGAUCAGCCAUGCAGGCUCCGGCACCAUUCUCGACGUUCUCCGCAUUCCCAAGCCCCUCGUCAUCGUCCCGAACCCGACUUUACUGGACAAUCACCAGCAGGAACUUGCGGAUGUCCUCGAGCAACAACGACACCUGGUAGCCUCAACCCCAGAAACGUUGGCUCGCGACAUCGCCUCCUUCGACGCAACAUCACUCGUACCCUUUCCUCCCUUCGAUGGCUCUCGCUUCGCCCGCAUCCUCGACGAAGAGAUGGGGUUUUGAUAGCCACACGACGGAAUACCCAGCAUGCAAAUAUAUUCACGCAUAGAUACCUAUGUUACCUCGCACAGAUACCUGAAUCCUAGGGCGAGGAUGUGCCCUCCUAGCAUGUUCUAUCCUCCCUGGAGAAUGGAGGACAGGCCAAAACGAAGGUAGCCCCCACGAAUGGGGACCGACCCGCAGCACACGAAUGCACAGCGAUCCAUCUUGCUCCCAUAAAAUGAGAACGUGCGCCUGGGUGUACAGCGCCGUCCAGAGUGUCAAAGAGCGUGGGGUGGGGGAAAGGGAGGAAGGCCGAGAUGAU